Molecule: messenger RNA, 1524 nt
Organism: Microsporum canis CBS 113480
Lineage: Eukaryota; Fungi; Ascomycota; Eurotiomycetes; Onygenales; Arthrodermataceae
Exons: 3
Coding region: 1-1524 (507 amino acids)
Biological process (GO): transmembrane transport
Cellular component (GO): plasma membrane
Molecular function (GO): transmembrane transporter activity
Source: RefSeq, a predicted model, not a curated record
AUGCACGAGGCCGACAGCUACUACAACCCUGGCCAGGGCCAGCAGCCAGGGGACGUCAACUACCAGCAGCAGCAGCAGCAGCAGCAACCUGCGUAUGGCGGACUCGACGAGAAGCCGACGUUCGAGCAGACGUUCAAGAUCGAGAAGCCAAAGUGGAACGAUGUGUGGGCGGGAAUUCUGUUCCUCCUCUUCUGCGCCGGCUUCGUCGUGGUGUCGGGCAUCGCGCUCCAGGGCUAUGCGUCGACGCGGAGCAUCCAGGGCGGCGGCAUCUACGACGGCUCGAACACCUUUACGCUCAACACGAGCACGAUCAUCCUCUUCGUCUUCGUGCUCGUCGUCGCCGUCGUCCUCGGGUACGCCUACGUCUGGCUCGCGCGCCUCUUCCCCAAGCAGUUUAUCUGGGUGACGGGCAUCCUCAACAUCUGCUGGGCCAUCGGGACGGCCAUCUUCUACCUGUGGCGACACUAUUGGAGCGCGGGCAUCGUCUUCCUCAUCUUUGGCCUCUUCCUCGCCUUUUGCUUCUGGACCUGGAUCAGCCGGAUUCCGUUCUCGGCCCUGAUGCUCAGGACCGCCGUGGACGUCAGCAAGCGGUACGGCCAUGUCUACAUGGUCAGUCUCGUUGGCGGUUUGGUCGCGGCCGCGUUCGGGGCCUACUACUCGAUCACCCUGGUCGCCAUCCACGAUAAGUUCCAGCCGGCCAGCAACAACCCGUCCUGCGACAGCAACCUGGGCUGUGGCAGCGGCAAGGUGAUCGGGCUGAUCGUCUUUGUCACUUUUGCCAUGUACUGGAUCUCCGAGUGGCUCAAAAACACCAUCCACACCACCAUCGCCGGCGUGUACGGCUCCUGGUACUUCUCCCCGCACCGUCUGCCCCGGGGCGCAACGCGGGGGGCGAGCAGGAGGGCGCUGACCUACAGCUUCGGCUCCAUCUGCUUCGGGAGCCUGGUUGUCGCGAUCAUCCAGUUCCUGAGGCACCUGUGCUCGAUCGCCAGGAGCCAGUCGAUGCAGGACGGGGGCAUCGGAGGCGCCGUUGGCUACGCCAUCUUUUGCAUCCUGGGGUGUCUCAUCGGCCUCCUGGAAUGGCUGGCCGAGUUCUUCAACCGCUAUGCCUUCUGCCACAUCGCCCUGUACGGCAAGGCGUACGUUCCCGCGGCCAGGGACACGUGGAAAAUGAUCAAGGACCGUGGCUUUGACGCCCUCAUAAAUGACUGCCUGAUCGGGCCCGUCCUCUCGUUCGGUGGCCUCUUCAUCGCGUAUGCGUGCGCCCUUCUCGCGUACCUGUAUCUGCUCUUCACCGAGCCGCCGUACAACAGCGAAGGGCAGUACACGCCGUUCGUCGUCGCCUUCUCGUUCCUCAUCGGCUUCCAGAUCGCGAACGUCUUCACGACACCGUUGUCCAGCGGGAUCGAGACCAUCUUUGUGGCCGCCGGCUGGAGCCCGCAAGUCAUGUACUACGAGCACCCGGAGCUGUACCAGGAGAUGGUCCAGGUCUAUCCCAGGGUCCAGCAGAUGAUCAGACCCUGA